AUGUUACAAUAUUAUUGGUCACGAGGCCUUUCUCGUUUUUCAUGCGUACAUGCUCAUUUAUCUUGAAAACCUUUGUUGUUGUUGUUCAAACUUGGUUGAAGCUGUUGAAGACCUCGGUCAGUCUUCACUUAAACAUAUUUUGGACAACUUUGUGUGGAUAAUUGCAAUUGUCUCUCUUCCUGGACGAAUUUUAGCUGCUUUACGAAGGGGAAGGCAGUUGCAACAAUUUUUUCAAUUUCUGGAAAUCGAGUUUGAUAAUGUUUUGCUGGAAAGAAAGGAGCUCCAAAAACAAUUCCAGGCUGCUUUGAAGGAGCAUAAGAUGAUGGAAUUGAUGUUGGACGAACUUGAAAUGAUACAUGAAAAGGCAACCAACAAGAUUGCACUCUUAGAAAGUGAGACCAAGAGCAUAAUGCUGUUGAGUGAAGGAAUAGCGUGAUAAGAGUUGUACAUAAAAGAAGGGAUAGAAGAUUUCUGAAGACAGAGCAAUUAAUUAGUAGAAGAAAAUGAAGAGAAAGGUUAGUGAAGGAAGAAAGAACACAAAGGUUAACUGGUUCUCCUAGGUUUAUUUUCUUUAUUGUUUUUCAAUCUAUGUGAAGAAUUUUACCAAAUGAACUCU
Molecule: messenger RNA, 616 nt
Organism: Cucumis melo (muskmelon)
Lineage: Eukaryota; Viridiplantae; Streptophyta; Magnoliopsida; Cucurbitales; Cucurbitaceae
Exons: 4
Coding region: 50-436 (128 amino acids)
Source: RefSeq, a predicted model, not a curated record